Peromyscus eremicus (cactus mouse) is the source of this 3304-nucleotide messenger RNA. It is a transcript of the gene Anapc15, whose product is annotated as anaphase promoting complex subunit 15. The record is from RefSeq and is a predicted model, not a curated record. Gene Ontology annotation, cellular component: anaphase-promoting complex. The coding region runs from base 262 to 660 and encodes 132 amino acids. NCBI's taxonomy places the organism in Eukaryota, Metazoa, Chordata, Mammalia, Rodentia, Cricetidae. Gene Ontology annotation, biological process: regulation of mitotic cell cycle spindle assembly checkpoint. The transcript is spliced from 6 exons.
UACAGAUUCUGUCAGUACUUUUGGCAUGAGGGUGGGCGCUGUUCGCCUGUCACACGGGCCUGGGGAGCUUUGGUCUAGGGAAUGGCAGCGGCUAGUUCUGCGUGGAUCCCAUUAGAACAAAAGCUAGAGUAGAGGCGAGUGUGGUGGCUGGCGUACGCCUUUAAUCCCAGCAUUCGGGGGCUGAGGCAUGCGGAUCUCUAUGAGGAAACUGAGGCCCAGAGAGGUUAAGUGUAUUGGCCAAAGUCAAACAGCUAGUAAGUGAUGGAGCCAGGACUCAAACUCAGCUUAGGAGCCAUGUCCACUUUGUUCCCUUCCCUGUUCCCUCGUGUGACUGAGACAUUGUGGUUUAAUCUGGAUCGACCCUGUGUGGAGGAGACAGAGCUGCAGCAGCAGGAGCAGCAGCAUCAGGCCUGGCUCCAAAGCAUCGCAGAGAAAGACAACAACCUGGUACCUAUUGGCAAGCCAGCCUCAGAGCACUAUGAUGAUGAGGAAGAAGAGGAUGAUGAAGAUGAUGAGGACAGUGAAGAGGAUUCAGAAGAUGAUGAGGACAUGCAGGACAUGGAUGAGAUGAAUGACUAUAAUGAGUCACCUGAUGAUGGAGAGGUCAAUGAGGUGGACAUGGAAGGCAACGAGCAGGAUCAGGACCAGUGGAUGAUCUAGGUAGACAAGCCAAGGUGGCCUCAGGGUGAUUCCAGGCCACCCCAACCUAUCUUGCAUCCACAGCUUCAGCCCCUCAGCCUGCAGAACCAGCUUGUGGCUGUAGUGUCUAAAGCUUUUCCUUAGGCACUUUCUCAGCUGCUGCAGGACAAGGUUUCCUUGGGCCCUCCCAGGCCAUCAGUCUUCCCUUGAAUCCCUAGGGCCUGAGCCCAUCCCACCUUCCUGGCUGGUACCUCAUUCCUUGGUUGCCAGGUGUGGUCCCUUUCUAACCCUCUUUAAUAAAGACACAGGACUGAUUCUUCCCCCCAAUGUCUAUUCCCUGUUUGUUGGUGGGACCCAGAGAAGUCCAGUAUCUUUUCUUGGACAUUGGGAAGGGGUCAUUUAAGGGAUCUCAAGCCAACCUAAUGGACUAAGUGGGCCAGGAUUGGAGCCCAGCCUUCUCUGGUUGAUAAUUCCUGUGGCCUAGCUUGCACCCAGAUGCUCUACAGGGCCUCAUUGUCUACAGCUGCCUCUGAUCCCAUCCAGAAGCUGUCUGAGACUCACAGCUGGGAUUCUCUGGGCACUGCCAGCCAGCUGUCUUCUUUUUGUAGUAAUUUAUUUAUUUUAUGCUUAGAGAUUUUUGUCUGUCUGUCUGUCUGUAUGUAUGUAUAUCACAUGUGUGCCUGUGCCAUGUGAGUGCUGGGAAUUGAACCCAAGUUCUCUAGAUAGAGAGCAACAGCCAGUGCUCUUAACUGUUGAGCCAUCUUUCCAGCCCCUUAGUGUUAAGAGAAUAGACUGAAUCUCAGAAGAGGGAAGGACUCACCUGGAGGGAGCAGUCAAUAACAGAACUAGGUUGAAGGCUCAAGCCUCUUGCUUCCAGUCUCUGGUUUUCUAGGAGAGGACCUUGUGAGACCAAGGAGACUGAGACUUUGACACUUUGGAUUGGUAUGGAGGCUGGGGUCGGGCAAAGUUGAGAAGAAAGUCUCCCCAGCCUGAACCUAGCAAAUGCUGGACACUAAACAGAAAGGGAAAGGGAGGGGAUAUUCUGAGGUCCUUGCUUGAAUGGGGUUGGGAUUGUAUCAGUAAAUAUCCCAGGUCCUGGAUCUCAGCCAGGUCCAGCAUAGGUGAGUUGGGCUAUGCCAUCCUUGAUGGCAGGGAAGUCUGGGAGGCUGGUGUGGUGGAGGCGACAGCGAUAGCGGCCGCAGCUCUUGGUGUACUGUAGGAAGCGGGGUGCACCAGGAAAAAGCACAUGGUCAGCCAAUACUGUGGCACCAUUUGGAAGCAGAGCAUGGGCCUCCAGUAGCUGCAGAUCCCUUAAGUAAUAUCGAGGUCGGUGUGCCAGGAGCACUAGAUCUGCCCGAUUCAGCUGGUGCUGAGCUCUUAGACGUGGGAUCACUUCCUCUGAGCUUCCCGCAAUGAGUUCCACCUGUGGGGAAAGCCAGAGCGAAGGUGAGAAUAAGGAGGAAUGCUUUCCCACUCCAGACCCCUCGGGAUCUGGCUGAUGUCAUGCCAGGCACUGGUCUAGGCCCUCACGAGUGUCUCACAUUUCCUCUGGCCUCAGAAAUCCAGAAGUCAGCAUCACUAUUGUAAUGUCCAUUAUGUGUCCAUGAAGAAGCUGAGAAUCAGAGGAUAUGUGCUUUACCUGAGGUCACACAACUAACUGAACAGUAAGCUUUGGACUCAGAUUUGCUUGGCUAUGGGGAGCCUCCUCUUAGCUGCUGCUUUUGUAGUCCAGUAGGAAAUAAGAGCAAAUGACUCUGGAUUGAGGGGGUAGGAGCUACAUGCCCUCCAGUAUGCCAGCUCCCUGAAUGGAGCUGCUUCCUUGAAUGGGAGGCCCUCACAAAAGAGGCCUGGCUAGAGCAAUUCCUGGGGUAGUUGAGGAGAGACCAGCUUUGGGGAGAUGGGAGCCUGACCAUUUGCUCAUCGAAGCCAGCCAGCCGGAUGAGUUUUUCAGCCACUGCUGCUGUACGAGGGUCCCGCUCCACAGUGAGAAGGCGACUCCCAGGGGGCAAAGCGCGUGCAAUAAGCAGUGUAGAAUAUCCGCAGUAGGUGCCCAACUCCAGCACACAGGCAGGGGCCUUCUCUUCCACCAGCCGCAUCAGAAUCUGACCUAUGGGGCAAGGUGGCUGUUGUAGAAAGCAUCCAUAAUGGUUGUGCCCAGAAUCCAACAUGCUGCUGUGCUUUCUUCCUGUUGUAUUUAGAGAUGAGGCUGACAGGCUGACUGCCCUUUCCCACUCCUGUCUCCACCCACCUGGCCAACUUGAAUCCAGGCAGUCUAGACUCAGUUUAAAUGUUCCUUCCUCCAGGAGGGCCCAGGCAAAAACAACCACCCCACCUUCCAGGUUCCUGAGACAUUUUCAGUUUCAUACUCAAAUCCCUACACUCCCCUAUUGCUCGUUGACUUUUUGAUUUUGGAAUUGGAUACACGUCUUAAUACUUAGAAAUACUGUGCUGUCUAAGCAGACAGCUAUCCUGAAUUAGAUGUGGAAGUCUCUGGUAGGGAAGAAAGUCUAGAACAGAUCAUUACAAAGCUCUGAGUUAUGAUUAUUCCCCUGUGUUAUGCUCUUUGAGGCCAGCAUUUGUGGCUGGUUCACCCUCUGUCACUUCUACCUCCUCCCUCAGCACCUGGUACAAAAGAGUGGCAAUAAAUGUCUGCUGGAUAAUUGAA